Podarcis muralis (Common wall lizard) is the source of this 1772-nucleotide messenger RNA. RefSeq names its product protein phosphatase, Mg2+/Mn2+ dependent 1N (putative) (gene PPM1N). Gene Ontology annotation, molecular function: magnesium ion binding; protein serine/threonine phosphatase activity; manganese ion binding. Gene Ontology annotation, biological process: protein dephosphorylation. The record is from RefSeq and is a predicted model, not a curated record. NCBI's taxonomy places the organism in Eukaryota, Metazoa, Chordata, Lepidosauria, Squamata, Lacertidae.
ACAGCAGCAAAACAGGAUCCCCAGGGGAGGUCACAGCCCCCUUGACAUUGUGGGGAACACGUUGCGCUUCAUGGCCAAGCUCCUGAGCAUGGCCACUUUCGUGAGGCUCCUGGUGGCCGAAGCCGAGAGAAGGGUCUCCUUGUUCUUCAAAGCGGAGGAGGCCCAGGAAGUCCCCAGUUUUUUCCUGGACAAGCCCCAGACGGAGAAACUUCUGGAGGAAGGAGAGGUGGGCGGCUUGAGGUACGGCCUGGGCUCCAUGCAAGGCUGGCGGGCGCACAUGGAAGACGCCCACACAGCUCAGCCUCAGCUGCCCGGAGCCCUGGCCGGCUGGGCCUUCUUUGCCGUGUACGACGGGCACGCGGGCAGCACGGUGGCUCAGUUCUGCGCCAGGCACUUGCUCGGGCAUGUGCUGGAGGCCGAGGCCCUGUCCGGCCAGGAGGAGGACCCCGCAGCCGUCAAGGAGGCCGUGCGCGAGGCCUUCCUGGCCAUCGACAGGCGCAUGCAGGACCUGUCACGGGCCGAGGCCUGGGAGCACGCUGGCACCACCGCCGUGGCCGUGCUGGUGUCGCCCCGCCACCUGUACUUCAUCAACCUGGGCGACUCGAGGGCCCUCCUCUGCCGCUCGGCCGCCGUCACCUUCUACACCGACGACCACAAGCCCACCAAGCCGAGGGAGCGGCGGCGCAUCGAGAACGCCGGCGGCACGGUGGUGCUGCAGAGGGUCAACGGGUCGCUGGCCGUCUCCCGGGCCCUGGGCGACUUCGGCUACAAGGCCGUGUCUUGGCGUGGCCCCACCGAGCAGCCGGUGUCCCCCGAGCCCGAGGUCUACCAGCUGGAGCGCUGCCCCGAUGCAGACGAGUUCCUGGUGCUGGCCUGCGAUGGGGUUUGGGAUACCUUUGACAACGCGGGGCUGUGCGCCUUCGUGCGAUCGCGACUCUGCCUCACCGGCAGCCCGCGGGACGUCUGCGAGUGCGUGCUGGACUCCUGCCUCUACAAGGGCAGCCGUGACAACAUGACCUGCAUCGUGGUCUGCUUCCCAGCUGCCCCGGGCGUCUCCCAGGAGGCCUUGCAAAAGGAGCAGGAGCUGGACGCUUCCCUGGAGAAGAGGGUGGCAGAGCUUUACGAUGAACUACUGGAACAGGAAGGGGGUCCCAACCUCGUCUCCGUCUUCCAACGUCUGGCUACAGAAGCGAACCCUAACCUUCCCCCUGGGGGAGGCCUGGCUAGCAAGAGAGCUGUGAUCAUGGAGGCUUAUCAGCGGGCGAAGCAGAGUCGCGAGGAGCAAGAAGUCCCGGCCCCCAGUGCGAAUGCUGCCUCGGAUUGAACGGUCUGCUGUGCAGGUUGGAACACGGAUGCCAAGACAUCAUUUUUGCAGACUGGGGAAGCAAAUCUGACCGGGAUUUCUGGGCAAACUUAGGAAGCUGGACGGCAAUGGAUGGGGUGGGGCGAGUCGGAUUGAGGCCACAACAGCCCCCUUUCCUCACCGCCACCAGGGUGGAAAACACCAUCUGGAGUGAGCGGAACAGCUGGCACUCAAGGCAAAGGCAGUCCAUGUUAGAACAGAUCAUGUAUUUUAUUUCUUGCCUGGACAUAAGUUUUGCUUUCUUUCUUUUUUUUGGAAUUUGCAUUUUAUCUAUUUGUUAACAUUCUUAUAUUACAUCGGUAAACGUUGUCAUAUUACGUUACAGGACUUACUACAAUAUAAUUUCCAACAUGUAUACGAAAAUUAUAUACAAAUUUUAUAUACCUAGAAAGAAAAUGAAACAAAAAAA